Melampsora larici-populina 98AG31 is the source of this 658-nucleotide messenger RNA. RefSeq lists its product as uncharacterized. Lineage: Eukaryota; Fungi; Basidiomycota; Pucciniomycetes; Pucciniales; Melampsoraceae. The record is from RefSeq and is a predicted model, not a curated record. The coding region runs from base 300 to 506 and encodes 68 amino acids. The transcript has 5 exons.
CUUAUAGUUCAUCUAGUGUUCAACAUCAAAAAUCAUCUGAUACACCUUGGAUUAUUGGUGCUACUGUAGUCUUUGGGUCGACUCUUACUUAUUUACUUUCGGGUGGUGAUCGAACGACUCAUGCGCAUCAUGUACAUACUCGUUCGAUUCCUGUUCAACAUUUACCUUCUAAUGAUGAAGAACAUAAACAAAGCUUUGAAGAAGAACAUAUUCCGGUGGCAGGUAGUUCUGAAGUUUUGACUUCUAGUCCUGCUGGUGAAGGUAGACCUCAUGGUGAUGGAGAUAAAGCUUUAAGACAGAUGGUCAAAUCUACUGAAUCACACAGUGGUAAACAAACCUCAACGGGUGGUUUACAAGAACAUGGAGCUAUACCUGAGAAGAUGGAUGAAGCUAGAAUAAAUAGUUCUAAAAGAGGUACAGACCCAGAUGCGGCUAUAGAUACUAAGACCAUUGUAGCCAAGGCUAAAACGGCUCAUCAAGAUAAGAAAGAGAAUGCAAAAGAUUGAAAAUUUGAUGGGUUUAUGUUUUAAAAUGAUUUUUUUUGAUCACUAGAAUCGUGUAUUUUUCGUGUUUUCUGUAGCUUUGCUCCGUUUUGUAUGAUCAAAGAUGUAACUGAUGGUUUUAUUCGAGUUUUGAUGAAUAAAAGUCUCUUAUCAAU